Molecule: messenger RNA, 2788 nt
Organism: Anolis sagrei ordinatus
Lineage: Eukaryota; Metazoa; Chordata; Lepidosauria; Squamata; Anolidae
Source: RefSeq, a predicted model, not a curated record
AGACACCUCCAGCAAACUCCGUAUAAUAAUGAUAUCUGAUUCAGAAGUGGAAGAUGUUCAGCCAGCCUCUGAAAGAACAGCACGGCACAUCAGCAAUGAAAUGUAUCCAACAGAUCCUCGGGAAUCCAGCUCAAAAAUGAGUAGGAAUGGUAAUCAGAAUUACUGCAAUGGGAAAUUACCGUUUGUUCAGAAAAUAAUGCCAAGUGGAUUCAUCUCUCUGGAAUAAAGAGAAGCUGCUCAGCGUCUGCAUCGCCAGCAUCUUUGCCUUGCCCUCAGUUGACACCUUAUUAAGACAAGAUUGGGAAAAGGCUGAUGUACAGGCAUUGUAUGACCAGACAGUGAAAGCAAUGGAAGCAAUGCUGAGCCACCUCUUAUCAGGCAACCCAAACACAACUGAACUGUUCCUACUCUUAGAACAAUUCUCACCCUGGAUGAAAUCGGCACAAGCACAUGAACGGGCAAGAGCAGUGAAAACCUAUGUAUUCCUGUUGAAAUUUGCAGCCACUUACCCAAAGUUUUAUGUCUCUCCUGAAUGUCCCAGGCUAGGGGUUUUGAUUGGUCAGUUAUGCCUACGUCUCAAUGACCCCAAAAAGGAAAUUGCCCGAAAGGCUAUGCAAGGCAUAUAUUUCCUGUAUUGGCUUGUACAACAGCAAACAGCUGAUUCAUUGGAGCAAGGGCAAUUCGAAAUAUGCAAAGAGAUUUUGGGUCCUUACAACGCUGCUACGUCUCAUUGCAAUAUCAUUCACAUUAUUAAGGAAUUUGAACCAUUUCUCAGCUCAAAACAGAUGACAGAGCUUUUAUUGAUGGCUAUAGACUGCCUAAAGGAAGCCAACAGGCACACGACUGCAGCCUCCCAUGCCAUCACAUCUGUCAUCAUGGAGUUCUACAAGCACAAAUUACAUGAGCAAGUGCCAGAAAUUGUGGAGAAGAUUUAUCAGCAGCUUGGUUCCAUCUAUCAACCACGGGACAGGCAAAUAAUGAUGAGGGUCUUGGCCCAUCUGACUCACACCUACAUGGAAGAAGUAUGCAAUGCCCUUCUACAGUGCCCUUUUCCAAUUGACAGAUUUUCCGCUGAGAUGUGGUACGUGUUGACAAAAGCAUGCUCAGACUAUGAACUAACCAUCAUUGCAAACACACUGCUGAAAAAGCUGCAAUUGAGUCCAAAGGCUACUGGAGACUAUGCCACACCACUGGCUGCUGCCAGUGCAUUCUGCAAGUUGUUAUCGGUGCCAAAAUGUUCAGAUGUGGCACUCUACAUCUAUCCCCGACUGCUGAUGGCGCUUCUUGUUCAACUACACUAUAACAUCAGGCACAAUGUUACAGGGAGGACGAUGUCUCCGGAGAAAGAUGAUUCUGUGAGUUGUGUUGUGAUGGCACUGAAGACUCUUCUGUUAGCUGUGAGAUGCUAUUGUGAGUUUGCUGUUAUGGAGAAGGAGCAGGGCUGGGAUCUACUCUCCAGCUGUGAAGAUCACCAUCGAGGAGUAGGCCUUCUUGCCAGAGCCAUGCUUCAAAGCACCUAUUAUUUGGACCUUCAGAGGAUCUUGUACCUCCUGGUUCCCUUCUUGGAGCGAGGGGAUGAAGAGCACCAGAUCACAGCCACAGCUUUCUUUGUUGAACUUCUUUGUAUGUCAGAAGCCAGAAGACUUCCAGAUCAGUAUUCCAUUUGCCGCCUGAAGCGAGGCCUCAUGCAUGAAAUCUCAGUUAUAAGGGCAUUGAGUAUCAAAGGGCUUAUUAACAUGAUAGACUGGCCAGGAAAGGAAGUAAAAUUGUUAUUGCCAGCCAUGACAAAAGGCCUGUCUGGAAUGGAUGGGAGAUUGUUUGUGGAAAGUGUGGCGGAAAUAGAGGGGCUUCUCAGUGGCCCAGAAGGAGCAGAUUGUAUUUGCAACAUCACAGAUUCUCUUCAGGACCUCUUCGGUGAUAAGAGAGACAGUGUGCGUGCUUCUGCCAUAUAUCUUUUUGGGAGAAUGGUGAAAAGGUCCAAGAAGAGCAACAAACUAAUGAUAAGGCAACAAAUACUAGAAAACAUGAUUCCAUUAUUUUUGCAUCUCCAGGAGGAGAAUGCUGACAUCAGCAAGAAAUCUAAAUACACCUUAGAGGAAUCCUUUCACUUCCUGGGAUGGAAACCUCCAAAGCAGAUUGUCAGCUGGAAAGCUUGGCAUGAGCAUGAAGACAUUCUGGAUGAAACAUGCAGAUAUCUUAUAGAAAAACAAGAAGGAGCUCUUCAAAGAUUCUUGUACCAGGGCAUUUUCUACACAGAAAGUCCCAUUAUUUCUAUAAAAAGGGCUUCCAUCAUGCUCCUUAGUUUCCUAAUACUACAUAUGGACAACACAGUUGGAAAGGAAGACUUAAAUUUGGUAUCCCAAACUCUCGAACGCCUGAUGCAUGACUCUGAUGUAUCUGUGUGCAUGACCGCAGCCCAUGCCCAUGACCGCAUCUCUGCUGUUCUCUCAAAACAGAUUAAUAGACUUGAUGGCAACAAUAUGACCACAGCCAGUGACUCUGUGGCUGAAAAGCUGAUCAGCAAUUCCAGAUCCCAGAACUCUUUCCGCAACAGCAGUUCCAGUCUGUUUCGCGUCAUCGGCCUCUGGAAAUCUGCCAACAGGAAUUAGGCUCUUGCUGGUUGGUGGGAAAGGAGUUUGGCACACACCUUUUCAUUGCAACAAAAUGGCUGCAAACAUUACUCUUCUUGCAGUCAACGUCUGGAAGAAUAACAUGAAGAAGGCCCACAAAAAGGAAUCUUUGCUUUAUUGUCUCCCUCAAUAAUAAAUGUCACAGGUUCCCUCCACAA